CCAAUUGAUACAUCUGCAAGUUUAACCGUGAAAUUUUAUCGAAAGAUGUUUUUGAAGACAAAAUUAAGUAUGUUUAUGGUUUUGAAAGUUUUUAAAGAAAUGGAUGAAAUUGAAAAAAAGUUGAGAGUCCAUUAUUAAAUAGGUUACUAAGCCAAAAUAAUUGAAAAACAUGUCAAGAAAAACAAUUGAAAUAAAAAAAAAAAAAACAUAAAAAGCCCCAAAAAAGGCCUUCUUCCUUUAUCAUCUUCUUCUUCGUGUAAAAACCCAAAUCCAAGCCCAUUACAAUCAGAGAGACAGGUCUCGUUUCUCGUUCGCAUAGUCCUCUUCGAAAAACCAAAACGGAAAAAAAAAGGAAAAAGAAAAAAACAGAGCGAAGAUACAAAUUUCUCAAAGAAUUUAAAAAAAAAAAAAACAGAAAGGACCUUUUUAGAUAGAGAGAAAGAAUUACAGAAACUCCAAUUUCACGUUCUCAUGGCAGACAUUUUCAGCGACGUGUUUAAUUCUAGGGCAAAAAAUUUCCCUUCUUUUGAUUGAGCUAUAUUUAUUGGUCCACAAUCACAACUUCCAAAACCCUAGGAGAGAGAAAGUGCUUUUGACACUUCAAUUAAUUGUUUCAUUGCAGUGCCCUAGCCUCUCAAUUUUGUAAUUCAGGUUUCUGAACCAAUGGGAAGGGGAAGGUUGUAGCUAUUGAGAUAGGAAUGCAUGGAUGUGGUUUAGGAUCUGCUCUCCUAGUAAAUGCUGAGGUUGAUUCCAUGGGAGGGGUUGUUGAUGGUGGAGUUGGAAUCGGCAUCAAAACCUCUCCACGUCGAGCAGCAAUUGAGAGAGCUCAGGCAGAGCUCAGACAAGAGUAUGAUGUUCGCGAGGAAAGGAGAAGAGAGCUAGAAUUUCUUGAGAAAGGUGGCAAUCCGUUAGACUUUAAGUUUGGGAAUGCAGCUUCAGUUAGUGUUCAGUCUACUUCUCUCACUGAUCAUCAAACAGAACAUUUUGUGACUAGUGAAGCGAAAGGUAGUUUUGCAUUGACUGCAUCUCCUCAUGGUGACUCUGUGGAAAGUAGUGGUAGACCAGGAGCACCAACAGUUUGUGAACCCAAUAGUGCUGAUAAUUUUGAUGCUGAAAAUGAGAUUCUUCAAAGCGAAAGGAAUCCUAAACAUCCUAGUAGGAGUAAUAUUGCUUCAUCUGAACAGUCUUCUCAGAUGGAUGGGAAUCAAAAUGCAAAGGAAUCAGAAGAUUCUGCUAUUGUUCGCCCAUAUGCUCGACGGAACAGGUCUAGACCGAAUCGUGAUGGUGCUCGAUCAAGCUCAACUGAUGUAGUGCAGAGUUCUGGUGGUCAUGGAUCUCUAUUACAGGUUCAUGCGGGCUUAAGGGAUGCUAAGGGACCGAUAUCUGAAACAAACCAUCAGAAGGACCGGAUGAUUCCUUCUAGUUUGUACCCUAAGUCCACCACUUCAAAUGGGGAUAUGGUUUCUCAGAUUGAGAUUAAAAAUACCCAGUCAAACAUGGAACUGGAUGGUGCUCAAGCUCCGGAAGCAAUAGCCAGUCCACCUAAACCUAGUCCCCUUGAAAAUAGGUCGGAUGUCAUGGAGGCUAACAUUUCAAGGGAUGACCAACAUGAUAAAAAUAAUUUGUCUAAAGUUCAUGAUCAGAAAGCACCCAUUAACAUGGCUUCUGGGCACUCUGACCACGUUGGAGAUAAAGAACAGGUAAUUUCAGCUGCUUCUGAAUCUCCAUUGGGUGCAACUGUGGCAAAAGCUGAGAAUGAAAAUUGUUCUGCUAAGUUAAAUGGCAUCAAUGAAUUGAAAAGAGAUGCCAAUGAAGGCCAAAAUAGCAACGGUCCAAUAGGAGCAAAAGGAUUAGAUUCAGAAUCCUCUUGUACCCAAAACAACCUGUGCUUAGAUGCAAGCAAUGAGAGUGAUUUGUAUAUUAAUGCAAGAAAUGAUGAUGCUAAUGGAACUCUUACGGAACGAACAUCAGAAUUUGAAGGAAUGCAAAAUCCAGGGGCUGGUGAAAUGGGAAAUGAAAAGAGUGAUGUCAAGGUUACAGACAACAGUGAUGUUGUGAAAGAAGGUGAUUCUUUUCUGCAUACAAACCAGUCUGCCAAUGAUUCUGUUCUCAAACUCGAGGAAGAAAUACAGAGAAGUUCUGAUGAGUUUAAAUGUUCUUCAAACUUUAAAGGAGUGGAGCAGAAUGAACAUGCUGUGCCCGAGGGUGAUAAAAAACUGUGUAAUGCAUUUAGUGAUGAUUCUAGUUUCAAUAAAGAAAUUGUCUGCCCUAGUGGUAAUAAAGAAUUACCUGAAUCGACAUUGUCUGAGAAAAACUCUUCUGCUGCUCCUGACCCUCAAUCUUGUUCUAGUGGCCAUUUGAUAUCUGCUGAGAAGGCUCAUGAAGAUUCUAUCUUGGAAGAGGCACAAAGUAUAGAGGCUAAACGCAAGAGGAUUGCAGAGUUACCUAUCGGAAUUGUACCCUUGGAAAGUCGCCGAAAGUCUCACUGGGAUUUUGUGCUUGAAGAGAUGAUGUGGCUGGCAAAUGAUUUUGCACAGGAGCGUCUUUGGAAAAUGACCGCUGCUGCUCAAAUAUGUCGCCGGGUUGCUUUUAGCUCUCGGUUGAGAGUUGAAGAACAGCACCAACAUGGGAAGCUUAGAAAAGUUGCAUACACUCUGGCAAAGGCUGUCAUGCAGUUCUGGCAUUCAGCUGAGAUGUUUCUAAAUAAGGAUGACCGUGUUGGUUUGAAAAACGGCAAGGAUGAUUCGAAUAGCUUUGAUGGGAAUGAAUUAUCCAAGGACAAGUUUGGAGAACUUGAUAAGGAGGAGACAUGCAAAGAACUAGAAACCCAUAAUGCUGGAAAGAACCUUGCACGCCUGAUCCAGGGGUAUGCUGUGAGAUUCUUAAAAUGCAACAAUUCUGCAGUUCCUUCCCUUCAAGCAGAAGCACCAGCAACUCCUGAUAGAAUAGCCGAUUCAGGCAUUGUUGGAACUUCAUGGGAAGAUCACCUUACAGAAGAAAGCCUAUUUUAUGCAGUUCCUUCAGGUGCAAUGGAAACCUACAGAAUCUCUAUUGAAUCUCAUAUGGUACAGUGUGAGAGGACUGGGAGUAGCAUACAAGAGGAAGUCGAUACAUCUAUGUAUGAUACUACUGCAGAUUUUGGAUAUCGUGAGAAUGCAUAUGAUGAGGAGGAUGGAGAAACAAACCCUUACUAUCUGCAUGGAGGUUUUGAGGGUACCAAGUCAACAAAACAUGAGCAGAAGAAAAGGAGAAACUUAAAAUAUUCUGCUGAUUUUUCUUACAGACCCUACUCUGCUGGGUCCCAACAGAAUGCAUUGAUUGGAAAAAGGCCUUCCAGUAGUCUUCAUGUGGGUUCAAUUCCAACAAAACGUGUCCGCACGACUCCUAGGCCGAGGUUCAUAAGUCCUUUUUCUGCUGGAGCUACUGGGUGUCUGCAGAUUCCAGCAAAGACAGAUGCUUCAAGUGGAGAUACUAGUUCUUUUCAGGAUGAGCAGAGUACUUUGCAUGGUGGAUCCCAUUUCCAGAAGAGUGUGGAGGUUGAGUCAGCUGUUGAGCAGUUACCAUAUGACUGUGCAGAGACAUCAACAAAGCCAAAAAAGAAGAAGAAAGCUAAGCAUUUGGGUCCUGCAUACGAGGGUUGGCAGCUUGAUUCUACUGUUCAUAAUGAACAGAAGGAUCAUGCAAAAAAGAGAUUGGAGAGUCAUCAUUUUGACUCUAAUGGAACUAGUGGUUUAUAUGGUCAACAUACUGCCAAAAAACCAAAGAUAAUGAAACAAUCACUAGACGGUACCUAUGAUAAUAUGGCUCAAAUUAGUGAGUCCCAACCUUCUCCUGUGGCUUCCCAAAUGAGUAAUAUGCCUAGCAAAGUCAUGAAAUUGAUUGUUGGCCGGGAUAGGGGCAGAAAACCCAAAGCGCUAAAGGUGCCUGCAGGCCAGCCAGGUGGUCCUGGAAAUCCAUGGUCGCUUUUUGAAGAUCAGGCACUUGUUGUCCUUGUACAUGAUAUGGGUCCUAAUUGGGAGCUUGUAAGUGAUGCCAUUAACAGCACCCUUCAGUUUAAGUGCAUAUUUCGCAAGCCUAAAGAAUGCAAAGAACGGCAUAAAAUGUUAAUCGAUAAGAGUGGUGGUGAUGGAUAUGAUAGUGCUGAUGAUUCAAGGACAUCUCAAUCUUAUCCAUCAACUUUGCCUGGUAUCCCGAAGGGCAGUGCCAGGCAAUUAUUUCAACAUUUGCAGGGGCCAAUGGAAGAGGAUACUAUCAAGUCACACUUUGAGAAGAUUAUCAUGAUUGGAAGGAAGUAUCAUUACAGAAGGAGUCAGAAUGAUAAUCAGGAUCCUAAACAAAUUGUAGCAGUCCACAAUUCUCACGUUGCUGCUCUUGACCAAGUAUCCACAAACCAAAAUGGAGGUGUCUUAACGCCUCUCGAUCUCUGUGAUGCAACUGCAGCAAGUCCAGAUGUUAUUCCCAUUGGGCAUCAAAAUUCUCAUCCUAGCGGUUUACCCAUGGCAAAUCAAGGUGCUGUAGGAUCACUACUUCCUACUUCUGGGGUAAAUUCCUCUCUGCAAGCAUCUUCAGGCGUGGUCCUUGGCAAUAACUCGUCACAAACUGGCCCACUUAAUGCUUCUAUCAGGGAUGGUAGAUACAGUGUUCCAAGAACAUCUUUACCAGUCGAUGAGCAGCAGAGGAUGCAGCAUUAUAAUCAAAUGUUAUCCAACAGAAAUUUGCAGCAGCCUAACUUGUCUGCUUCUGGGUCUCUUUCUGGAGCUGACCGUGGUGUCCGCAUGCUUCCUGGUGGAAAUCCUUUGGGCAUGAUGCCUGGGAUGAACAGAAGCAUGCCACUGUCAAGGCCAGGAUUUCAAGGAAUGGCCUCAUCAUCAAUGCUGAAUUCUGGAAGUAUGCUUUCAUCUGGUAUGGUUGGGAUGCCAAGCCCUGCAAGUAUGCAAUCUGGAAGUGGUCCUGGUCAAGGGAAUUCAAUGAUGAGAUCUCGAGAUGGUUUGCAUAUGAUGCGAGCUGGCCAUAACUCUGAGCAUCAAAGACAAAUGAUGGCACCCGAGCUUCAGAUGCAGGUCACACAAACAAACAGCCAAGGAAUUCCUGCUUUUAAUGGGUUGACUUCUGCUUUUGCUAAUCAGACGUCUCCCCCAGCUGUGCAGGCGUAUCCUGGUCAUCCCCAACAGCAGCAUCAAUUGCCUCCUCAACAAUCCCAUGUGAUGAGCAAUCCUCAUAUUCAGGGUACCAAUCAAACUACAGGGUCACAGCAGCAAGCAUAUGCAAUGCGUGUCGCUAAAGAAAGGCAUAUGCAGCAGCGGCUUCUGCAGCAGCAGCAACAGCAACAAUUUGCUGCAUCUGGUGCCUUGAUGUCACAUGUCCAAUCUCAGCCCCAACACUCCAUACCGUCGUCUAUGCAAAAUAGUUCCCAGAUUCAACCACAAACUUCAUCACAGCCAGUGUCACUUCCCCCUUUGACGCCAUCUUCACCUAUGACUCCCAUAUCAGUGCAGCAGCAGCAGCAGAAACAUGCCUUGCCACAUCAUGGGAUCAGCCGGAACUCCCAAACUGUUGCCAGUGGGUUGACCAAUCAGAUGGGAAAACAAAGACCAAGACAACUACAGCAGCAUCAGCAGUUUCAACAAUCUGGCCGGAUCCAUCCUCCGCAGAGGCAACACUCAGAGUCUCCCCAGCAAGCUAAACUUUUGAAGGGAAUGGGAAGAGGGAAUAUGAUGGUGCAUCAGAACCUUUCUACUGAUCAUUCUCCUUUGAACGGCCUUUCUGUACCUCCAGGAAACCAAAGUGCAGAGAAGGGAGAGCAUAUCAUGCACUUGAUGCAAGGUCAAGGCUUAUAUUCUGGUUCUGGUUUGAAUUCAAUACAACCGUCUAAACCAUUGGUUACUUCUCAAUCCCCAAACCAUUCUCAGUCGCAGCAAAAGCUCUUUUCUGCUGCACCACCACCUUCAUCAAAGCAAUUGCAGCAGAUAUCUUCUCAUGCUGAUCAUAGCACUCAAGGCCAGGUACCAUCAGUACCCUCUGGUCAUCCACUAUCUGCUAGUCAUCAAGCUCUUCCAGCAGCAAUUAUGGCUUCCAACCAUCAGCAUCUGCAACCGCAACCACAAAUACACCAAAAGCAGACUGGUCAGGCUCAACCAACGGUACAGAGAAUGCUUCAACAAAAUCGUCAGUUGAAUUCUGAUUUGCAAACCAAGUCACAAACUGAUCAGGGUCAUAAAGAAAAGCAGCCUUUGAACAGUGUUCCGCAGAUGGGUACAAGUACAACCACAUCAGUGUCUCAGGCCUGUAAUGAUUCAGCUAAUGUGGUACCAGUUGUUACUUCUUCUGUUGCUUCACAAUGGAAACCAUUAGAACCUUCUUGUGAUUCUGCAAUGACAAAUUCAGCUUCUCAAGUGGGUUCUAUUGGGAGCCCCCCUCUUACAAAUUCAGCUGGAAGUGAGCCAGUGUCAUCAGUAAACCAAGCUUUAGGCCAGAGGCAGUUAUCAGGAGGCUUGACCCAACAUGGGAGUUCUGGAGCACAGUGGCAGCAGCCGCCACCGUCACAAUUAGCGCCACCACCUCCACAACCUGUUUCUCAACAACUGUUCCAGCCCCAUGAGCAGCAAGUACAAGAACAGCAGUCACCUCGAAAACUGCCACCGCAACAGCACUCUCAGCAGCAUAAGCAGCAUCUUCAAUCAGCACAAGGAAGUUUGUAUAUAAGGCCCACCAAUUCCCAGACAGAAUGAAGCAACCUAAUGGAUUGAGCAGUUCCAGAAGCACUCGCUGCUGCUAGGGCUUGGGUUUGCAUGCCCUUGUACCACAAUGUACAGAUUAGGCUGAUUGCUCCACAACGGCAUAUGAAAUUUGGAGGCAAUGAAUUGUUAUUUUGCAGGUUCGGUUAAAAAUUUAUCCAAAGAGAUGUCUAUGGGCCAAUCUCUUUUCCUUUUCUCUCUUCCCUUUCUAAUUUUAUCCAAAUUUGGGGGAAUCAUGUAUAUUACCACUUGUCUAGGGCUUUUGGGAGAUGGAGACAAAUAUAGGUAUUUGUACAGGUUCUCGUCUCUCCAUUUCUUGUGCUUUCCCCACUUCUCGCAUGGUUUCCCUGCUCAUGUGCAGAGGGCCUGUUUCCUUUUUGCGCCGCAGUAGGUCAGUGCAUGUAUUUGUUACGCUACCAAAUGAUAUUAGUAGCAACCAUUGUUGUGGGCAAAACGCCUUCAAAAAUUUUGUGAAUACAAGGUCUCUGGUACACAGUAGUCCAUAUUGGUGUGAUGAUCUAUCACUGCCAUGGGCAUCCAUCGAAUUCUGACUUGUAUUGGUACCUGAAAUUUGCAUAGUGCAGCAAGCCUUAGCUGACCCA
Molecule: messenger RNA, 7336 nt
Organism: Ricinus communis (castor bean)
Lineage: Eukaryota; Viridiplantae; Streptophyta; Magnoliopsida; Malpighiales; Euphorbiaceae
Product: chromatin modification-related protein EAF1 B
Exons: 23
Coding region: 699-6728 (2009 amino acids)
Cellular component (GO): NuA4 histone acetyltransferase complex
Source: RefSeq, a predicted model, not a curated record